This is a messenger RNA of Colletotrichum paranaense, 1395 nucleotides long. RefSeq names its product glycosyl hydrolase family 28. Lineage: Eukaryota; Fungi; Ascomycota; Sordariomycetes; Glomerellales; Glomerellaceae. The coding region runs from base 1 to 1395 and encodes 464 amino acids. Gene Ontology annotation, biological process: carbohydrate metabolic process. The transcript has 14 exons. Gene Ontology annotation, molecular function: polygalacturonase activity. The record is from RefSeq and is a predicted model, not a curated record.
AUGCGUUUCUCGCGAUCAAUGGCCCUUCUCGGAGCCGUAGCCGGCGUGGUCUCUUCCUACGGGAUCGAACUGCCGGCGGGUGUACCCAGAUCUCUGGAAGAGUUCCGUGACAAGCAUCCCUACACGCCCUCGUCCCAAGGAUGUGGACGCAAGACCUUUACGAUCCGUGCUUCCCAGAACGCCACGGACGAUGUGUCUGAGGAGCUCAAUAAGGGUCUUCAGGAGGCCAAUAAUGGUGGGACCUUGUAUCUACCCAAAAACCAGACGUUUGUGAUCGCAAAAGCCCUCGACUUGACUUUUCUCAAUGACAUUCAUGUUCGGCUGGAGGGCGAGAUCAAGUUCACCGAUGAUGUGAAAUACUGGCAAACAAAUGCGUUCACGCAUCCCUUCCAAAAAUCGAUCAUGUUCUGGAAAUGGGGUGGCAAGGACAUCAAGAUCUACGGUGAUGGAGUCAUCAACGGACAAGGCCAACGCUGGUGGAACGAGUUUAACUCUGGCAUCGGAUCGAUUCUGAACCCCGACAACAAAUACCUCCGGCCCAUCCUUUUCUAUGUGGAAAACACCACGAAUUUGGAAGUUGAGGGCAUCCACAUGAAGGACUCUCCCUGCUGGACCAACUUCGUCGUCGGAUCGAGCAACAUUGAGUACAGAGAUGUCAUUGCCACUGCUAUCACCAACAACGGCAGCAUCAUCCCCAAGAACACUGACUUCUUCGACUCUUUGGAUGUUCAGGAUGUAAAGAUUGAGCGUGUCUGGGUUAACAUUGACGACGACUGCUUUUCCCCGAAGUCCAACAACACCAAUCUUUACGUGAACACCAUGUACUGCAACGGUACCCACGGCCAGUCAAUCGGUUCCUUGGGACAAUACGCAGGGGAAAUGUCAUACGUCAAGGACGUUCACAUUGAGAACGUUUGGAUGUUGAACGGAGAUUACUCUGGUGCCCGCAUCAAGACCUGGGCUGGCCCUAACGUGGGAUACGGUUUCGUCGAUAACAUCACCUACAAGAACUUCUGGGUUGCUCGGAUGGACUACGGAGUCAUUCUUGACUCAUGCUACUUCAACAUCAACGAAACUACCUGCGAGCAAUACCCGUCCGGCAUGAAUGUCUCCAACAUUCUCUUCGAGAAUUUCACCGGCUACACCAGCGGCAUCUACGGCAACGCAGUCGCGAAGCUGACGUGCUCCACGAACCCCAACGCCGUGUGCCACAACAUCAAGUUCAAGAAUUUCAACGUCACGUCGCCUUGUGGUGGGGAACCUGUUAUCAUCUGCGAUGGCGUAGAUGGAGGUAUCGACACUCCCUGUGUGAGCAUCGACAGUGACGAGGCAAAAGCCGCUCUGGCGGCAAGGUGCCAGACUCCUCUAGCUCCGAUUAACGAGAAGCCGUGGUAG